AUGGAGGUGUCAUUAUCGAGCACAUUCAGUGUCCCAAGACAGCUAAUGGUUACAUACGCACGCAAAUAUGUUCUUUCUGUGUUGUCUUCUGGGAUACGACACGGUACACUGGUAAUUUUAGAAUCUUCAAAAACGUAUGAGUUUGGCCAGGGCGACAGGGGAAAAUCUACACCUACUAUUGUUGUCGUGAGCGACUCGUUUUGGUUACGCUUGUUUCUGAGGAACGAUUUAGGCUUCUCCGAGUCGUAUAUGUUGGGCGAGAUAGAGGUCGAGCAUCUAAGGCCUAUCCAUGAUCUCUGGCUUGACAAUAUGACACAGCUGGAAGGACUCUCUACAUAUGCCCACAUAUUCUACUCUACGUUGACCAAGUGGACAAGCUACAUACUAGGCCAAUCCAUUUCUCAGGCGAAGCUGAACGCGGUGGCUGGAUACGACGAAUCGAACACGCUGUUCAAACUCGCUAAUUACACACCGGAGGCAUUCCUGAGCGAAGACAUGAUGUACUCGUCCGCUCUGUUUAGCGACGAAGAAGGGGGUGUCUAUGGAGAUAUGGAGCUUAGGAAAUGCGGCAGUCGCGACCUUGAAAACGCAGAGAUGAGGAAAAUCCAUCACUUUUUGCGACGCGCUCGGAUCCGAAAGGGCGAUCGUAUCCUGGAAUUUGGUUCUGGGUGGUGUUCAACAGCCAUUGAGGCCGCUCGCACAUAUGGGUGCACAGUGGAUACAUUGACACUUUCGGUGGCUCAGAAAGCAUUCGGCGAGGAGCGCAUCCGGGAGGCGGGACUGAGCUCGUUAAUCACAGUACACCUGCUUGAUUAUCGCAGUCUUCCCGCAUCGUUUGAGAAAGCAUUCGAUGCUUUCAUUAGUAUUGAGAUGCUUGAGCACGUUGGGCCACGAUACUACGAAGAGUACUUUCGUAUCGUCAACUGGGCACUCAAAGUAGAUCGGGCAAUCGCUGUGAUAUCUUCCUCUACCAUGCCGGAGAGCCGAUACGAUAAAUACCAAGCUCCUGAUUUUGCGCGCCAGUAUCUGUGGCCAAAUGGCACGCUGCCUAGCGUGACAGCACUCAUCACUGCGGCGCAGGUCGGUUCUUCCAGUCAGCUCAACCUAGACACAAUUGAAAACCACGGGGAACACUACGCUAGGACGUUACGGGAGUGGGAACAACGUUUUCGUGCGAACGUGGAUCGGUCAGUUAUGAAUGCCGUGGCGCAAGAACGACCGGAUUUGGCCGAGGCUUCGCGGCUCGAGUCCUUCAGGAAGAAAUGGUUAUAUCUCUUUUCUUACGCUGCGGCCGGCUACGAAAGAGGAUACGUCACUUGUCAUAUGUUGACAUUUACAAGAAUAGGGGGAUCUGUCUCUGGGUAG
Fibroporia radiculosa is the source of this 1365-nucleotide messenger RNA. RefSeq lists its product as uncharacterized. The record is from RefSeq and is a predicted model, not a curated record. Lineage: Eukaryota; Fungi; Basidiomycota; Agaricomycetes; Polyporales; Fibroporiaceae. The coding region runs from base 1 to 1365 and encodes 454 amino acids. The transcript is spliced from 11 exons. Gene Ontology annotation, biological process: lipid biosynthetic process.